Strigops habroptila (Kakapo) is the source of this 1050-nucleotide messenger RNA. RefSeq names its product tachykinin precursor 1 (gene TAC1). Gene Ontology annotation, biological process: tachykinin receptor signaling pathway. NCBI's taxonomy places the organism in Eukaryota, Metazoa, Chordata, Aves, Psittaciformes, Psittacidae. The transcript has 6 exons. The coding region runs from base 112 to 459 and encodes 115 amino acids. The record is from RefSeq and is a predicted model, not a curated record.
UCGGCCCUCCCCGUCUCCAGGUAUAUAAAGUGGGGACCGCUCCCGCGGACGGCUAAUGCGCACGGAGAGCAGCGCCCGCCCUCCCCGGUACAGACGGACGUCGAGGUGGCGAUGAGACUCCCGCUGGCUUUCGCCGUGCUCCUCCUGGCCUCGGCGCGGGCUCUGGCAGAGGAGAUGGGCGCCUCCGACGACCUCAGCUACUGGUCCGACUGGUCCGACGGCGACCAGGCGAAGGAGGAGCUGCCGCUGCCCCUGGAGCACUUCCUGCAGAGGAUGGCCCGGAGACCCCGGCCCCAGCAGUUCUUCGGCCUCAUGGGCAAGCGGGAUGCUGGAUAUGGCCAGAUCUCUCAUAAAAGGCAUAAAACAGAUUCCUUUGUUGGACUUAUGGGCAAAAGAUCUUUAAAUUCUGGAUCCUCUGAAAGGAGCAUAGCACAGAAUUACGAACGGAGGCGUAAAUGAGACAUCCCUGUACAUUAUUUAUUAAACAUCAUUUGUUCUAAUGGCCAAUGCAGUGUAAUAUAAACUAACCACUGUACGGAAUAAUUAUUUAUUUAAUAAUAACUGAUGGGUUGGUUUUUGUUCUGUUUUUUUUCAGUUGUACAUUCAAUAAAAUGAUUAUUUUUCAUAUUGUGGCAGUGAUACAUGUUGUGUAGGUGAGUUGUGGUUCCAAAAGGACCGGCAACCCUGGUGAUGUCUCUCAACAAAGCACAUCAUUCGAUAUGACCCAUAAAGUUAUGUUCACUAAAUGAAGAAAAUAUUCUUUUUGUUCAUUGAAAGUGAGUCUAUCAGCUUCACAGCCAGUGCAGAACAGAACUGAUGUACAGUCUAGUGCCUCAAUUUGUUUUCAUGGUUUAUAAUGUACUGUAAUUUCCAUAUCAAAAAAUAUAUUUGUAUCAUUGCAGCAUGUUUUAUGUUUGUGACUACGUAUCUAUAUAUUUUAAAAAGGGGGUGGGUAAGGUCGAACGGGAAUCCAAGGUCUUCAUUUCAUAGUCUGGAAUUUUAUGAUAGUAACAUUUUAAAUAAAAACUACUCUGGGGAUUUUGCAACAUA